AUUCAUAUCAUCAAAUGUAUUUAGUGUGACCCACACUCGCUCCAUAAUGAUAGCUCUUUGAUUUACGCACCAUGUUCUCGCGGCGUUGUGUGUAACGCAUUGCCAGACUGUCUAUAGUGCCUUUAUGCGCAAUUCCUUGUCUGUUACUGUUCUUGUAGUUCCCUCACCUAUACGACGAGACCAAGUGGUGAAACCUACAGCGAACGGCGGGGAUAUGGAGGUUGCAAAAGAGGCGGACCUAACGCGACCCCCACAGUAGAGCUUCAGAAGAUUUUACAAUGCCGACCAUUUCUCAGAGCGCAUUUUGUAGCUGCUGGUUUACGAGGGCGACGGUCCGAAUGUGAGUAAAUACUCCACGAAUGUAGAUACAAUCACCUUCACACGUAAGGAGAAAGAGAUUCAUCAGAGAUCAUCACAUUUAUUCCCACUCAGCAGAGGAAUUAACUCGAAAGCUUCGUGAAAAUAACUUUUGGCUUCGGAAUAGGAGGGUUCAGGAUGCUGCCGUUUUUUUGGAUCGGCAUCAUGUGUCCUGUUACUGUGCUGAAGGUUGGAAAAGCUUCCAAGCGUGUUGCAGAGGAGAAUGAGCAGAUAAGCCUGGCUGCGGUCAGUGGCCCCAGCGUGUGCCGUGAUCAAAGUGGCUGAGGGUUCGAAGAGGAGCUGGACAGGCACGUGGCUGAGAUGAGCUGGUGCUGCCAGGCGCUGUUGGCUGAACCCUGUGCCUGUUCCUGAUACACCACCACAUGGGCAUCUCCUCAUCUACAUGUGCUCGCCCACUGCCCCCCACUUGUCCCGUGCCUGCCCUGUUUUAUGUCCAACUGAAACAAGAAGAGAUAGGAAGUAUUCAAGAUAUUGAGUGACGUUAAAGGAUUGACUUCAUUGAACACAUACAAGCCAAAAAGAAUUACAACUUGGAUGAUGGAACCUGCUCAGUCAGAGAUGAACAUCUUAUCCAACGGGAAAAGUCAUGACCUCGGAGAUGACGUGGGUGUGCCGAUGAAGAUGUUGCUAGAGGAGGAUCAAAAUGGCACUCAAACAGUCAGAUUUGAUGAUCCUGAUGGAGGACUGGAGAAUGAGGAAUUUUUGCCCACUGCAGAUGGAAAGAAACCUACACGAUUCACAGAUUUUGAAGGAAAGACCUCUUUUGGCAUGUCUGUCUUCAACCUUGGUAAUGCUAUUAUGGGCAGUGGAAUCCUGGGGUUGGCCUAUGCCAUGGCCAACACUGGCAUACUCCUCUUCUUGUUUCUUCUGACUGCAGUAGCAGCCUUGUCAUCUUACUCCAUUCAUCUGCUGCUCAAAUCCUCUGGCAUUGUGGGAAUUCGAGCUUAUGAACAGCUGGGGUACAAGGCCUUUGGUACUCCUGGAAAAAUGGCUGCUGGUAUAGCAAUCACCCUGCAGAAUAUUGGAGCUAUGUCCAGCUACCUGUACAUUGUUAAAUCAGAGUUACCACUGGUCAUCCAAGCUUUCCUGAAGGAAGAUCCCAACUCUGAUCUGUGGUACUUGAAUGGAAACUACCUGGUCAUCAUGGUCUCUGCCAGUAUCAUCCUGCCCCUAGCUUUAAUGAAACAGCUCGGUUACCUUGGCUAUACCAGCGGAUUUUCUCUCAGCUGUAUGGUGUUUUUUCUCAGCGCUGUUAUCUAUAAGAAGUUUCAGAUUACUUGCCCAUUCGAGGAGUUCUCAGCCAACAGUACAGCUGCCCACCUCAGCAUGAAUGUCUCAAGCCACGGCCAAGAGUAUAACAAUGGUUUGGUUCAUGAGGACGAUGACUCCCAAUGCUCCCCACGCAUGUUCACCAUCAACUCACAGACAGCAUACACCAUUCCCAUCUUGGCUUUCGCAUUUGUUUGCCACCCUGAGGUCCUCCCCAUCUACACUGAGCUCCGCAAUCCAACAAAGAAGAGGAUGCAGAAGGUGUCCAACAUCUCCAUCUUUGUCAUGUACAGCAUGUACUUUCUUGCAGCUCUCUUUGGUUACCUGACCUUUAAAGGCAAUGUGGAGCCUGAACUGCUGCACACUUAUAGCCGGAUUGACCCUUACGACACUCUGAUCCUGUGUGUGCGAGUAGCUGUCCUCACAGCUGUAACACUGACCGUCCCUAUUGUGUUGUUCCCUGUACGUAGAGCCAUCCAGCAGAUGCUAUUCCCCACCAAGUCUUUCAACUGGUUGCGUCACAUUGCCAUUGCUCUCAUUCUGCUCACCUUCAUCAACAUGCUGGUGAUAUUCGCUCCUAACAUUCUGGGCAUCUUCGGCAUCAUUGGUGCCACGUCGGCUCCCUGCCUCAUUUUCAUCUUCCCUGCUGUCUUUUACAUCCGCAUCGUUCCCAAAGACGACGAACCCAUGAACUCUACACCUAAGAUACUGGCUGCCUGUUUUGCUGCGUUGGGUGUCUCCUUCAUGGUAAUGAGUCUGAGCUUCAUAUUCAUCGACUGGACAACAGGGGGUGGCCAUGCUGCCGGAGGCCACUAGACACUGCUUCAGUGUGUGUGAGCUUUGGAAAGGGGGAAGAGAACUUGUCAAUAUAAAGGGAGCCCUUUCACCUCAGUGGGAACACACUACAGGGCUGCCCAGCACAGAGCCUGGGGUUUUGUUAACAGUACAAAAUAUACAGUAUAGUAUGUUGGUUGGAAUCACACUGGUAUUGAUCAAGUUAAAUUAAAUGACUGUAACUUAACACAUAUCUGAACAAAAUCCUUUCAUAAUGAUGUUCUAUAAUUCAUUUUAACGUAGUGCAAUGUUAAUGCAAUUUUUAUGAAUAAUCAGGACUGAACAGGGUCUUUUUUUAUUACCAUCUGUUAGUGCAACUAAGUCCAUCCAUGAUGGACUUUUUUUCUUGUUGCUUCCUCUUUAUUUACACACAAACAACUGCAGCUUGCACUGUACAGAAAAAGAAAGCGUGAUUGUCUGUUAGGCUGAAGACAGGAAGGCAUCAAGAUAAACACGUUAAAUGGUCAAAUAACUCAGAAGUUAUUUUUACACAAAUAGUUAUAUUCCAUGAGAUGCACAAAAGAGGACAGUCAGAUGAUCUCACCCAGAUCCAGCAGCACUCUCAACUCUUCAUCAUGGUGCAAUAUAAGACAAAAAAGGAAGUUAAAGCCUCAGAGUGCAGGUGACAUUUCAUUUCAAGAUCUGUCAGAGUUGUUAUGUCGUGUAUCAUACAGUCUAAGCUUUUGUUCCAGAUCAGCUAACUUUCUUCAGAAACCCUGGUGCCUUUUAGCAUUUGGAACAGCACACAAACUUACAGUAAAAACAGGAGUGUAGGGCUGCACGAUAUGGUAAAGAAAAUCAUAUUGUGAUUAUUUUUACAGAUAUUGCGAUUGCGAUAUGAUUCGCAAUUAGUGGGAAUGAUCUUUUUGCAUCACAAUUUUCAUUUUCACAGAAAAAAACUAUUAAAAUCAUGAUCAUGAUUUGACAUUUGUUGUUUCUUACUUCUGGAGAACAAGAUUUGUAGGCCAGGACAUCUCUGCAGCACUACACUACUUCAUAAUAAUGCUGUUUUGUCCCACAUUUUACCUUAAUCAAAAAACUACAGCUUCUGCAAUUUGGAUAUUGCACUUAUUGCGUUUUCGAUAACAUUUCGAUUAAUUGUGCAGCCCUACAGGAGUGUAUAUUUAUUCAGCUACUACAGUAUAUCUGUGUCAUAAUUUCAAAUGGACUAUAUUUAACUACUGUAUAUGAUGAAGAUAAUGAUUCAAAUACAUUAUGUAUGAUAUCAGUUUUUUGUUUUAGCGUACAGAAUAUAGAUGGUGGAAGGUGUUACGAUUGAUAAUAUUUUAAAUGCUUCAUAAAUACAAAAAGCUUUAUUUUAGGAUUUAAUACCUCUUACUUUUAGCACAUAUAUGCCAAGCUGUGACCUUCAAUAUAUACCAAGUACAGUUCAAGUUUACCCCAACAGUUCACCUUUGAAUCUAGCUCAUUAGUUUCUUAAAUUCUUGAUAUCCCCUUUAAACUUCUCAUUAAGUUUUUAUAAAUUCAGAAAUCACUUUUUCCACACUGUAUGUUAUCACAUAUUCUGUAUUCUGAACAUGUUUUAUGAUGCCCACAUUGAGUGAAAAGUCAAACCCAAGAUGCCAUGUUUUUCAAGGCUGCUCUGGAAACUCAAAUGAAAGGAAUAGUUUGACAUUUUGGGAAAUACCCUUGUUCAAUUUCUUGCUGAGCUUUAGAGGAGAAAAUUGAUACCACUUUCAGAUGUGUGUGUAAUGUACAACUACAGCCAGGAGGUGGUUAGAAUAAAGACUGGAAGCAGGGGGAAACAGCUAGCUGGGCUCUGUCCAAGGUUAAAAAAAAAAAUCAGCCUACCAGCACCUCUAAAGCUCCCUAAUAAACACUUUAUAUCUGGUUUAUUUAACCUGUUGUCUCACAACCAGCAGAGACUCCACUUUCCUCUAGUAAGUGAGAAAAUGUGGUAUCUAGCCAUGCAGGUAGUUUUGGUUGCCCAGGUUCUGAGAUACUCUAUAUACAAAAUUAUGUGUACACCUAAGCAAUGUACAUAUCUUAAAACCUAUGUAAAUGAAACCAAACACUAUCUUGGCUAGACACCUAGCUACACUAAGGGUAAGUUAGGUUUAUUUUUUUAAUAAUUUGGGUGAACCCACCCAAGCUCUGUGGGUUUGAACAAUGCCUGGCCAAACAGCAUGAAUUUGUAAAGAUGAACCCGCUGGUGGGUCUGGCAGAGUUUAACAAGUUAAUUUUAUUAAUUUGAAGAUGUAUUAUGCUUUUUUGAUUCUGUCGUAACAUCUUUGCUGUACUGGUUUGUAGUAUUUUGAUCUGCUUUCCCCCUUGUUGACUAUUUAGACUUGAGGUUAAUGUUUUGCAUGCUGUUAUGUCCAGUCUGUCCUGUAGUUGGUGUAGUGAACUGCACAGUAACAGAUUUUCCUGCUGACACUUGUCAUACAUAGAUGUUAUUGUAAAACUGUACUUGGCAUCUUAAAGUGAAGUGUAGUGAAGUCUCAUUCUGUGCUAUAGGUAUUAUGUUAUAUUAGUAUUAUGAAGCCCUUCUUAAAAGAUGCUACAUGAAAUAAUGUUUCAAACAUUACUGUUGUGAUGUCCUGUCAGUGGAGACACAAUCAUUUUGAGUUUAAUUUAGGGAUGCUGAUGGAUCAGUAAUUCUUCAGGUGACUUUUGCAUCCCCCAAUAGCACUGACAACCUGCAUAUAAAUAAAAUUUUUACAGAAUACAGGAGCAUUUCAUUAUAUAGAUUCCAAAUUAACACGUUUAAAAACAGCACACUUUAAACCUGGAAAAAAACUCAGAGAAAUAUUAUAACAUAUACAUGCUGCUCUUACCCAAAGAUGGUUUUAUACCGUAUCACAACUCUCAGGCUUCGGAAAAGUCCUGUGUAAAUCAACACUUCUGUAAUUUUAUUUAUAUAUUUCUCUGUUUUGUGUUUGUUUUAGCAGUUUUUAUCCCUGAUUUUUACAGAUAAAUUAUGAACAACAGCAGAGGAAAUAUUUUGAGAACGUAUCAACCACCGUCCUUUGCUUUCCACAUGCAUUUGCAGUGGUUGUUGUGGUGUAAAUGAAAGUUGUUGUUUUUUUUUCAUAUUUAGUGAACAGAGUUUUUCUUCACUUUAAGGGAUCAUGCCAAAAUAACAACUGACUACCUACUGCUUUGAAGUACCUUUAGCUUUUAAAAAGUUUUAAUACCAGUAUAUCAAAUAUGCAUUUUUCAUGUAGCCUACCUAAACAAAUCUAUGUGAUAUUUUAUUAUAGCUGUUGUUCAAGAUGUAAAUCUAUGGAAAUGACACGAAUAUAAAAUAACAAUAAGGUAUAUGAAUUUUGGAAAUUUUAUGAAGACGUGGCUUUAUAUAAAUAAUGUAUAUAAAUGUAAACCUUUUAUAUUUGAUGCAUAUUUACAGUAGCUUGUAAAGUGUAAAUAGCAGGGACAGUUUUAGUUUGGCAAUAAAAUAAUUGUAGAUGUUUUUA
Molecule: messenger RNA, 5918 nt
Organism: Siniperca chuatsi (mandarin fish)
Lineage: Eukaryota; Metazoa; Chordata; Actinopteri; Centrarchiformes; Sinipercidae
Gene: slc38a3b
Product: solute carrier family 38 member 3b
Exons: 20
Coding region: 913-2463 (516 amino acids)
Biological process (GO): asparagine transport; L-glutamine transport; amino acid transmembrane transport
Molecular function (GO): L-glutamine transmembrane transporter activity; L-asparagine transmembrane transporter activity; L-histidine transmembrane transporter activity
Source: RefSeq, a predicted model, not a curated record